Molecule: messenger RNA, 2967 nt
Organism: Egretta garzetta (little egret)
Lineage: Eukaryota; Metazoa; Chordata; Aves; Pelecaniformes; Ardeidae
Gene: SOCS7
Product: suppressor of cytokine signaling 7
Biological process (GO): phosphatidylinositol phosphate biosynthetic process; intracellular signal transduction
Cellular component (GO): phosphatidylinositol 3-kinase complex
Molecular function (GO): 1-phosphatidylinositol-3-kinase regulator activity
Source: RefSeq, a predicted model, not a curated record
AUGGCGUUCCUCAACGGCAACGUCCACCUUUGGCUUUCUCCAGCUCUGCGGGGCCGUGCUGAUCCGAUGCGGCAGCGUUCAGGUCCCGGUCACACGUCAUUACUGCUCCGUGGGUUUCGGCAGGGUUGGGAGGUGGCCGCAGAACCUGAGGGCGGGCGGAGGAAGUCUGGAAGUCGAGCAGUGUUUUCCUGCUGGUGGGAUGCGCCGAGUCUCCUCGUCUCUGCUAACGACGUUUUUCUUCUUUCCGAUAGGAAACACAGACUGACAAGAACUCAAAGUGCCUUUUCCCCGGUUGUGUUCAGCCCCCUCUUCACAGGUGAAACGGUGUCACUGGUGGACGUGGACAUCUCUCAGCGAGGACUGACCUCCCCUCACCCUCCGACUCCGCCGCCUCCACCACGAAGAAGCCUCAGCCUGCUAGAUGAUAUCAGUGGGACGCUGCCUACAUCUGUCCUAGUGGGUCCAAUGGGUUCCUCCCUGCAGUCUUUCCCUCUGCCUCCGCCUCCUCCGCCCCAUGCCCCAGACGCCUUCCCCCGGAUUGUCCCGCUGAUUUUUUUGCCUGCCCCGCACCUCCAGUGUCCGCUCUACCGCCCGGACUCCAGCAGCUUUGCAGCCAGCUUGCGAGAGCUGGAGAAGUGCGGGUGGUACUGGGGACCGAUGAACUGGGAGGAUGCAGAGAUGAAGCUGAAGGGGAAGCCGGAUGGGUCCUUUCUGGUCCGAGACAGUUCUGACCCCCGUUACAUCCUGAGCCUCAGCUUUCGGUCGCAGGGCAUCACCCAUCACACCAGGAUGGAGCACUACAGAGGGACCUUCAGCCUGUGGUGCCACCCCAAGUUUGAAGACCGCUGCCAGUCUGUGGUGGAGUUCAUAAAGAGAGCGAUCAUGCACUCCAAAAAUGGGAAGUUUCUCUACUUCCUCCGAUCCAGGGUCCCAGGUCUCCCUCCAACGCCUGUCCAGCUCCUGUAUCCAGUCUCCAGAUUCAGCAACGUCAAAUCCCUUCAGCACCUUUGCCGCUUUCGGAUCAGGCAGCUGGUCCGAAUAGACCACAUCCCCGAGCUGCCGCUGCCCAAGCCCCUGAUCUCCUACAUCCGCAAGUUCUACUACUACGACCCGCAGGAGGAGGUGUAUCUGUCGCUGAAGGAGGCUCAGCUCAUCUCCAAACAGAAGCAGGAGACCGAAUCCUCCACGUAGCGGGGCUGCCUCGCCCAUCUUGUUGCUGUCACUGACGGAAUUGGAUUGUUGCCAUCCUGUAGCCUGAGCCAGGCUGUGGUGGGAAGGAGGCAUGCGACGGUGAAGCCCGCUUCUGCGGUGCCGCUUCUGCUCUCAAGCUCUUUUGUACGGAGAAGAGGGUUCAAGGCUCCUAGGAAGCACAGCAGAACGGGAACAAGAGCCUCAGCUCCUGGCUGGGGGAGAGGGGUCUCGGAGGCAGCCGAGCCCAGCUCACGGACUCCUCGCAGAACAAAGAAUGUCAUGGCACUAUUUACAAUUUUUUGAAAGUUUUAUUUUUGAUGUCGUCUUCUUUUUUUUUUUUUUGUUGUUGUUUAUUUUCAGCAUGAGAAAUACUGUCUUAUGAUCGGCUGAAUUUUAUUAUCCUCCCUUGGAAACUUCAAGGUGGGGGGGAGAGAGAGAAGGGGACUCUCUAAGAAGAUCUUUUGCUCCAGGCAUUGCGGCCAGGCCGUUCUUUGGCCCUCACCAAGAGGGGACGCAGCCGGAGCGCUGCUUGGACUGAUCCGGAAUCACGUGCAGCUAUGUGGAAUGACCUCCGGGGAACAGGGAGCUCCGAACAGCGGGCGGCCGCACAGCUCCCCUGCUUGCCAAGAUUUGGGAGAAGAGGACCCAACCUAAUCUUGGGCAGCUGAGCUUUGCAACUGGCUUUGCAGGGUGGCCCCGUAUGCUUUUAAGUUGAGUCCAAGGAAGGAAGAGCGCGUGAGCCGUUUGGAUGUCCCGGAGCCUUCUGCCAAAGCGAACGGUUGCUGCUGCGCUGGGCAGCCAGGGCUGCCCCGAGGAGGAGGCAUCGUUCCCUUAGCAAACACUGGAAGAUUGCGCCGAAGCCCUGCGGUAAGCGGCAGAGAGGUGGCAAAGCUGUUGCUGUAACUGUCGCGGCAGUCCCGGCACCAGAGUCAUUUGCCGCGGCGAUCUCUGCCCUUCCGAGCGGCGGGGCGUGCGCUUUGAGCCUUUCCCCACCUGGGUCCAGAAGCUGUGAAUGAAGUCGCGUUCUGCAGAGCUGUGCAGGAUCCUGAUCAGGAGUUGCUGGGGCAUUAAGGGGCUUCUUUGGGGUGACUUGGAGCAAGAAAGAGAUAACCGAGGGUUCUCCUGGAACGGCAUCUGAUCUCAUCGAGCUUGUGCUUGCUGCUUCCUCCUCGUCCUGGGGUGUCCAUGGAACCACAGCAGUUCAGCAACAGUAAAGCCAAGAGAGGUGGUAGCUCCUGCUGUGUUUCUGGGCUUGGCAUGGGCUGAAAUACCACACGCACACCCCUCCCGCCCUUCAAAUCCUGGUCUGCUGUUUAAUCCACUGCGGCAACUGCAAAGAGUUUGCACUUCAUGGUCAAGCUUAAAGUUUGCCCAAAGUAAUGCUGAGAAGUCUGGAGAAAGAUCUUUCCACCCCGUAUUUAAACGAGCAGAUGCUCUCAGCCCGAGUGAAGGAAACGCUCCACCCUGCAAUGGUGUGGUCUGAAAACGCGAUGCUGUGUGUGGCCCGGGCCUCCGGGUCCGAGGUCGGUGCCCUGGGAGCUGGCUGCGGUCACCCGGGAGCCACUAGGACUUGGGUCUCGCCCUGCAGAAUGAUCCGUGUCCUUGAAUUAAACACAGUCGUGUGGAUCUGGAAGCAGCCUGGAAAAAUUCUGAUUGCCUCUGCCGAGCGUUGCUACGAAAGGUGCUAACAAAUCCUGCCCUCCCUUCCUUCCCCGCCACCUCUGGCCUCUGUUCUGGUCUUGGAGAAGAAGUGUGGGUUUUAAAAAAAAAAAAAAA